AUGGCCCUGCAGCUCCUGCUCCGUUUGGCCUUCCUCAGGCUCACCGCCACCGCCACCGCCACCGCCGGGCCCACGGUCCAGGAGCGGGGCUUUCGGACGCUGCCAGCAGCUGCCUGGCCAUCCCACUUCGACCUCAACUGGCUCCCGGUUCAGGAAACCAUCCAGAUCCCAAACAACGGGAGCGCGCCCCUGCUCGUGGAUGUGCAGGUGUUUGUGUCCAAUGUGUUUAACGUGGACAUCCUGCGGUACACAGUGUCCUCCAUGCUGCUGCUCCGGCUGUCCUGGCUGGAUACUCGCCUGGCCUGGAACUCGGGUGUGUACCCGCGGCGUGCAGUCACACUGCCCUGGGACUCACUCUGGACUCCGGGCCUCACCAUCCAGGAGGCGCUCUGGGUGGACUGGCAGGAUCAGAGCCCGCGGGCCCAAGUGGACCCCGACGGCCACGUUGAGCUGUAUUUGGCCCUCACCACCGAGACCAACUGUGAUUUUGAGCUCCUCCACUUCCCCAGGGACCAGAGCGACUGCAACCUCAGCUUCUACGCUUUCAGCAACACUGCGCUGGAGCUGGAGUUCCGGGCGCACGCGGUGAACGAGAUCGUGAGCGUCAAGAGGGAGUAUGUCAUUCGGGAUCUGAAAACCCAAGUCCCAGUCCAGCAGCUGGUGCCCUGCUUCCAGGUGACGCUGCGCCUGCAGAACACAGCACUGAAGGCCAUCAUAGCGCUGCUGGUGCCCGGGGAGGCGCUGCUGCUGGCAGACGUGUGCGGGGGGCUGCUGCCCCUCCGGGCCGCCGAGCGCAUUGCCUACAAGGUGACCCUGCUGCUGGGCUACCUGGUCUUCCACUCCUCCCUGGUGCAGGCCCUGCCCAGCUCCUCCUCCUGCAACCCGCUGCUCAUUUACUACUUCACUGUGCUGCUGCUGCUGCUCAUCGUCAGCACCAUGGAGACUGUGCUGCUGGCUGCGCUGCUGGCCCGGGGCAACCUACGGGCCAAGGGCGGCCCCAGCCCAGCCCUGAGAGGGGAGCGGCAAGAUCACAGGGACUCAGAGCCGAAUCCUGAAGGUGCUCCCAGAGCGAAGGGGUCCGGAAGGAGCCUGGCCGAGGCUGCCGACCACGUCUUCUUCCUGGUGUAUGUGGUGGGGGUAGUGUGUAGCCAGUUCAUCUUCACUGGACUCUGGAUGUGGGCGACGUGCAAGUCUGACCCAGCCCCUGGCAAGGCCGUACCCCACGGCGGGCAGCCCAGGCUGUGACAGCGCAGGGUCCGGGGCUGCCACCCAGGGGAAGGGCCGUGAUAGGGCGUCUGGGGAAAGGAGGAGGUCAGCUCUUCUCUGCAGCCCGGAGGCUCCCAGGCCACCCUGAGUUCUCCCUUCUGACAGCAUGUAAGCCGAGCGUGAAAUAAACCCGUCACCCACGUGACGUGUCCACGUGCA
Molecule: messenger RNA, 1425 nt
Organism: Suricata suricatta (meerkat)
Lineage: Eukaryota; Metazoa; Chordata; Mammalia; Carnivora; Herpestidae
Gene: ZACN
Product: zinc activated ion channel
Exons: 9
Coding region: 1-1245 (414 amino acids)
Biological process (GO): nervous system process; monoatomic ion transmembrane transport; signal transduction
Cellular component (GO): neuron projection; membrane; synapse
Molecular function (GO): extracellular ligand-gated monoatomic ion channel activity; transmembrane signaling receptor activity; neurotransmitter receptor activity
Source: RefSeq, a predicted model, not a curated record